Molecule: messenger RNA, 1587 nt
Organism: Cetraspora pellucida
Lineage: Eukaryota; Fungi; Glomeromycota; Glomeromycetes; Diversisporales; Gigasporaceae
Source: the annotation of a GenBank genome assembly
AUGGAUAAAGGAAAACAAGUAAUGCCUACCGGGUUUGGUAAAAACCUUCUUGGUUUUAUAAAUAAUGAAGUAUUUGAAACUAUUCCUGGUGUUAAUAGCUUAGAGUUGUUUGAUCUUGCGAACUAUAACUUGUCCAAUCUUGCAAACUAUGAAUUGUCUGGUCUUUUGAAUUAUGACUUGUCCAAUCUUGCAAACUAUGAAUUGUCUGGUUCUUUGAAUUAUGAAUUGUCUGGUUCUUUGAACUUUGGGUUGUCUGGUUCUGUGAACUAUGGGUCAUCUGGUUCUGUGAACUAUGGGUUGUCUGGUUCUAUAAACUAUAGGUCGUCUGGUUCUGUGAACUAUAGGUCGUCUGGUUUUAUGAAUUUAAAAUCAUCUAGUUCUAUGAAUUUGGAAGCACCUAGUGCUACGAAUCUAGAGUCGUCUGGUCUUACGAAUUUGGAGUUGCCUGGUUCUACGAAUUUGGAGUUGCCUGGUUCUACGAAUUUGAAGUUGCCUGGUUCUACGAAUUUGGAGUUGCCUGGUUCUACGAAUUUGGAGUUGCCUGAGUUGUCUGGUUCUACGAAUUCUGAGAGAAUUGGGUUAACUAAUAAUUUGACUAACCCUGAAAGUUCUGGGUUUGACAAUAAUGUGAAUGUUAAUAACAAUCAAAUAAUUCAACACAAAAUGAAUAAAUUAACACUACAUGAAAGAGAUUUUUUCAAUAAUUGGAAUGAAGUACAACAUGCAGUUGAUGCAUACUCAAAACAACAUGGUUUUGUGGCUAUCAAUGUGAAUAAACCAAAAAAAGUAGAAGACAUUUGUCCACAUCAUGAUGGUGUUUCUGUGAAUGAACAAAAUCAUCUUUGCGAUUCAGAUACUAUUGAACCAGCUCCAAAAUAUUUGCAGUUUCCCCAAGAAAUUUUAGAUAAAAUAAAGAGUUAUACCAUUGUUGGCCGGCUUGGCGCUGGUCAACAAUAUGAUUUACUUGCAGAAGAAUUUCCUCAACAUCAAAUCAAAAAAAAGAACCUAUAUAAUGCUAUUGAACAAGAUCCUGAAUAUGUGGUUAUACCACGUUUGAAAGUUGUAUAUCCACAAACUCAACAUUUAUUGUGUAUCUAUCACAUUGGCGAAAACAUAAAAAAAAAAGCCAAAUCAAAGUUACAUGGUAAUGCAGUUAAAAAUUUUGUCAACGAUUUUUAUCGUAUGAGAAAUAGUUUCACUCAAGAACAAUUUGAAUUAAAAUACAAUCAUAUGCUUGAAAAAUAUGAACCCUGUCGCUUCUACCUUGAAACAAAACUUUAUCCAUGUCGUGAGUCCUGGGCAAAGUAUGCCAUUUUAAAAUUGUUUAUAGCUGGUACUAAAUCAAUACAAAAAGUAGAAUCGAUAAAUAGUGUUCUCAAAAAACACGUUGAUCGAGGUACUUUGUUGAAAGAACUAGUUAAAGUGAUUGAUCAAGAACUGGAAAAAGAAGCCAGUUAUAAUCAUAUAAGGGACUAUUAUGGAUCAAAUCCAUCGUCUGGCUUGCCUUCUACUCAUAAUACCAUUUUUAAUGCCAUUGACUCACUAUUGGUAGAGCAUUUGGCGCCUAUUCCUCUCUCACUUCAAUGA